AUGAUUUCCAAACGCGCCGCCAUUAGCUCCUCUGACCUCGACAUACCUUGGCGCUAUGUAGACCUAGGUCCAAGAGGACGGUACGAUCCGGACACAAACCCCACGGGUGUAAUAACGCAAUUCACGAGCGCAGAGAAUUACCUUGUCCAAGACGAACUCGCCAAGUUCAUCAAAGCAAAAGUCGAAAUUCCUGAGCAAGCCUUGGGCUACAGCUACAGCACUGCCGGUGGGCAACGGCUUCCCGCCGCGCUAGCGGCGCAUUUGAACGAAUAUUGGAAGCCAUGGAAGCCAUUGAGUGGAGAUGAUAUUAGAAUUACGGGUGCGGCAACGGCGCUGCAUGAGAUUUUGGGAUUUAGUGUUGCGGAUCCAGGACAAGGAAUCAUGACGAGCAGACCCUAUUACGGGCGCUUCGAACUUGACUUUGGACUUAAAGUUGGGCUGAGGAUUGUCGCUGCGGAUACACCAUUAGAGACGUGUUUGCAGCCUGAUGUCGUCGAUGUUUUCGAGGAGACGUUGCAAAGAGCGAAGGCUGGUGGUAUCGAGGUUAGAGCUCUGCUCAUUGUUAAUCCACAUAAUCCCUUAGGACGAUGCUAUCCCAAGGAGACGCUAAGCGCGCUCAUGCGCUUCUGCCAGAAACACGGCAUCCACCUCAUCAGCGACGAGAUCUAUUCUUUCUCGGGGUUUGAUUCUGCCGAGCCUGGCACUCACCCCUUCACCUCUGUUCUCUCGCUCGAACCGGAAAUAGACGGGGACCUAUUGCACGUUAUCUACGGCAUGGCGAAAGACUACGCCGUCCCUGGGCUACGGGUCGGCGCGCUCAUCACGCGCAAUCAAGCACUCCUCAAGGCACUUAAGUCUGUGGUACGGUUUCACAACCCCUCGGGUCCUUCGGUAGCCAUUGGCACUGCUAUGCUAGAGGAUCGUGUGUGGUUACGUUCGUUCAUUAAGCUGAGUCGGGAGCGUGUGGGCGAUGCGUACACGUACUUCACCGGAAGGCUUUCCAAGAUGGGUGUGAAGUAUCUAUCCAGAGUCAAUGCAGGGCUUUUCGUGUUUGUUGACCUCUCGCCGUGGUUAAGUGAGGACGUCGGACAGGGGCAGACGGCGAGAGAGCAGGAGUUGGCUCAGCGGUCAUUGGACCAGGGGUUUUUCUUGCAACCGGGUGAAGAGCAUGCAUUGGAGCCCGGAUGGUACAGACUGGUUUAUACGGUGGAGCGGAGGGUGAUGGAUGAGGGUUUAAGAAGGUGA
This is a messenger RNA of Didymosphaeria variabile, 1245 nucleotides long. RefSeq lists its product as uncharacterized. Bases 1 to 1245 code for a protein of 414 amino acids. Lineage: Eukaryota; Fungi; Ascomycota; Dothideomycetes; Pleosporales; Didymosphaeriaceae. The transcript is spliced from 3 exons. The record is from RefSeq and is a predicted model, not a curated record. Gene Ontology annotation, molecular function: pyridoxal phosphate binding; transaminase activity. Gene Ontology annotation, biological process: biosynthetic process; amino acid metabolic process.